Messenger RNA from Trichoderma atroviride IMI 206040, 645 nucleotides. RefSeq lists its product as uncharacterized. NCBI's taxonomy places the organism in Eukaryota, Fungi, Ascomycota, Sordariomycetes, Hypocreales, Hypocreaceae. The record is from RefSeq and is a predicted model, not a curated record.
AUGCGUGCUACCACUUUCACCACCGCCGCUGUUCUCGCACUUGCUUCUCAUGCAAGUGCGGAGACAAUCAAGAUCGAUGUUGGAGCAAAUGGUCUUGCCUUUACUCCCGACAGUGUGACGGCAAAAGUCAACGAUAUACUCGAGUUCCACUUCCACCCUAUCAACCACAGUGUUGUACUAGGCGACUUUGCAAACCCAUGCCAGCCAGCCAAGAAUGCUUUCUUCUCAGGAUUUCAACCUGUAUCCUCGGGCGUGGGAAACGAAGUUUUCCAAGUCACUGUCAACUCGACCGACCCCAUGUUCUUUUACUGUUCACAAAACGUCCUCUCCCACUGCAUCAGCGGCAUGAGCGGAGUGGUGAACCCCAACUCAACCCAAACUCUUGAUGCAUACCAGAAGGCUGCGAAAAACGCAAAGGAUGCCUCCAAUCCCAGUUCCGGACCGGUGGGCGGACGACUUAUUACUUCGGGCUCUUCAUCCACAACAUCCGCCGCCCCUGCUGCCACCACUUCAUGCACCGUCAGCAGCAAAGGCAGCGGCAAUGGCUACAAGCGAUCAGACACUUGCUCUGGGGCUGGCUCUGUCACGGCGUCUGUCGGUAUCGUUGGUGCCUUUACGCUUGGCAUGGCAAUCUUGCUGUCUUAG